CCGGGCGAGGGGCGCGCCGAGGGCACCGGGGCGCACGGAGCCAGGCGGCGCAGCACCAGCACUGUUUCAGCGCCGGGAGGCCACUGUGUCAGCAAGCUGAGAGGGGAAGUGAGGCAAGAUGUCGGGCCGGAGUGGGAAGAAGAAAAUGUCCAAGCUGUCCCGGUCGGCCAGGGCCGGUGUCAUCUUCCCGGUGGGGAGGCUGAUGCGUUACCUGAAGAAAGGCACUUUCAAGUACCGGAUCAGCGUGGGCGCUCCCGUCUACAUGGCCGCAGUCAUCGAGUACCUAGCUGCGGAAAUCCUGGAACUGGCUGGAAACGCUGCGAGGGACAACAAGAAGGCCCGGAUAGCCCCCAGACACAUCCUGCUGGCCGUGGCCAACGACGAGGAGCUCAACCAGCUGCUGAAAGGCGUGACCAUCGCCAGUGGGGGCGUCUUGCCUAGAAUUCACCCCGAACUGCUGGCCAAAAAGCGAGGGACCAAAGGAAAGUCGGAAACAAUCCUCUCCCCGCCCCCAGAGAAAAGAGGAAGGAAGGCGGCGUCAGGCAAGAAGGGGGGAAAGAAAUCCAAGGCCGCCAAACCACGGACGUCCAAGAAGUCCAAACCAAAGGACAGCGAUAAGGAAGGAACUUCAAAUUCCACCUCUGAAGACGGGCCAGGGGACGGAUUCACCAUCCUGUCUUCAAAGAGCCUCGUUCUAGGACAGAAGCUGUCCCUGACCCAGAGUGACAUCAGCCACAUUGGCUCCAUGAGAGUGGAGGGCAUUGUCCACCCAACCACAGCCGAAAUCGACCUCAAGGAAGACAUCGGUAAAGCCUUGGAAAAGGCUGGCGGCAAAGAGUUCUUGGAAACAGUGAAGGAGCUUCGCAAAUCCCAGGGCCCUUUGGAAGUUGCAGAAGCCGCAGUCAGCCAAUCCAGUGGACUCGCAGCCAAAUUCGUCAUCCACUGUCACAUCCCCCAGUGGGGCUCCGACAAAUGUGAAGAGCAGCUGGAAGAGACCAUCAAAAACUGCCUGUCGGCGGCUGAGGCCAAGAAGCUCACGUCCGUCGCCUUCCCACCCUUCCCCAGUGGCAGAAACUGCUUUCCCAAACAGACGGCCGCCCACGUGACCCUCCGGGCGAUCUCUGCCCACUUUGACGACUCGAGCGGGUCCUCGCUGAAGAACGUGUACUUCCUCCUCUUCGACAGCGAGAGCAUCGGCAUCUACGUGCAGGAGAUGGCCAAACUGGACACCAAGUAGCGCAUGGCUGGCAGGGAUCGCGGAGCGACGGCCGCGUGUCAUGAGAGUGGGGUUUUAUUUUUAAAAACAAAAACGAAACAAAACAAAAAAAAAAAAAAUGGAAGACAGGUGACCCAGCAGGGGAGUGGAGGGUGGCUGAGAGGGUUAGCAGAGGCGAUGGGAGCAGGUCCUGCCCCGGAGGGAGGCGGCCCUCUGCAUUUUAUAUUCUCCUUACAAAGGGCCUUUUUCGUAAUUAACCAGGUCUCUACCAGGAGUUUCUUUCCAUGUUUUUUUUUUCCUAUUGUUUUCGAACUUUUUAAAAAAGAAACAGACCUUGUUUAGAUUUAUAGCACUGACUUUUACACACACUCACAAAAAAAAAAAAAAAAAAAAAUCCUUUCAAGACUCUUAAAUCUUUGGUCCCUCCUUUUUCCAAGUAAAGAGGACAGGAGAGUGACUUGGGUCCAGUGGCUGUUUCCCACAAUGGAAAGAUGAGAAAGACAUCGCCUGGGUGCUUUUCUGUGUUAGGGCCCUGUCCCCUGACCCCUCGACCCUUAUGAUGUCUGUAACUACUCCUAAAAUGUUUUUGCUUCGGGCUUGGUUUUUUGGUUUCAUUUUGUUUUUUAAAGAAAAAGAAAAUGAAAGAAAAAAAAAAUAAAAGAUCCAGUGUCUUUCUUAUAA
Messenger RNA from Jaculus jaculus (lesser Egyptian jerboa), 1897 nucleotides. RefSeq names its product core histone macro-H2A.2. The transcript has 9 exons. The coding region runs from base 119 to 1237 and encodes 372 amino acids. NCBI's taxonomy places the organism in Eukaryota, Metazoa, Chordata, Mammalia, Rodentia, Dipodidae. Gene Ontology annotation, cellular component: nucleosome. Gene Ontology annotation, biological process: nucleosome assembly. Gene Ontology annotation, molecular function: protein heterodimerization activity; DNA binding; structural constituent of chromatin. The record is from RefSeq and is a predicted model, not a curated record.